This is a messenger RNA of Sordaria macrospora k-hell, 1524 nucleotides long. RefSeq lists its product as uncharacterized. Gene Ontology annotation, cellular component: mitochondrion. The record is from RefSeq and is a predicted model, not a curated record. NCBI's taxonomy places the organism in Eukaryota, Fungi, Ascomycota, Sordariomycetes, Sordariales, Sordariaceae. Gene Ontology annotation, molecular function: metal ion binding; alcohol dehydrogenase (NAD+) activity.
AUGAGCGCAGCUAUCCGUGUUGUGCCUAGUAGGGCAGCCAGAGCCGUCAACCUGCUCAAGACAGUUCAAUAUGCUCAUCCCCCAUCUUGUCCCUGCCACUCCAACCCAGGCUAUCACCAGUCCCAAACCCGAUCAGUCGUGUCCCGCUACAAUGACCGGAACUCCCAGUCCCAGUCCCAGCGACGCAGCUAUGCCACUCCCCAAGAUACCUCCCAACUGAAGGAGUACGCCUUCGAGAUGGCCGCCUCAUCCAUCCGUUUCGGCCCGGGCGUCACUCAAGAAGUCGGCAUGGACAUCGCCAACCUUAACAUCGGGUCCGGCACAGUCGCCGUGGUCACCGACUCAACCGUCGAACAGCUCGACGCCAUGCGCCAAGUCCGCGAGUCUCUCGACCGGGAGGGGAUCAAGUACAAGAUCUUUAACAAAGUGCAAGUCGAGCCCAAAGACUACAGCGUCAAAGCCGCCAUCGACUGGGCCCGCACCAGUGGGGACUACUCGGUCUACCUGGCCGUGGGAGGCGGCUCCGUCAUCGACACCGCCAAGCUGAUGAACCUGUACUCGGUCUACAAAGACGCCGACUUUAUGGACUUUGUCAACGCACCUCUCGGAAAGGGGCGUCCGGUGGACAGAAAGUUACACCCCCUCAUCGCCAUCCCUACCACCGCCGGAACAGGCUCCGAGACAACGGGAACGGCCAUCUUCGACCUAGUAGCCAAGAAAUCCAAGACAGGAAUCGCGCACCGUAACCUCAAGCCUACGCUGGGGAUCUGCGACCCGUUGAACACGCGCACGAUGCCAUCCGCUGUGAAGGCCAGUAGCGGGUUGGAUGUGCUGUGUCAUGCGCUGGAGAGUUACACGGCUAUUCCGUUUAAUGAGCGGACGCCGAGGCCGACGAACCCCAUUCUCAGACCGGCUUAUCAGGGCGCUAAUCCCAUUAGCGAUAUUUUCUCGCUGAACGCCUUGAGGCAGACGGUCAAGUAUUUGCCACGGUCGGUGAAGGAUCCGGAAGAUGCGGAGGCGCAGAGCGAGAUGUUGCUUGCUGCUACGCUUGCGGGUGUAGGGUUUGGGAAUGCGGGGGUGCAUUUGUGUCAUGGCAUGUCCUACCCCAUCUCCUCGCAAAACAUCGCCUCCUACAAACACGCCGGCUACGACGUCCCCCACCCCAUCAUCCCCCACGGCGUCUCCGUGGCCGUCACCGCCCCCGCCGUCUUCCGCUUCACCGCAGCUUCUAACCCGGACCGUCACCUGGCCGCCGCCGAGGCCUUUGGAGUUGACAUCUCCAAUGUCAAGCGCGAGAGCGCCGGUGAGGUUUUGGCUGAGGCCAUCGCCAAGUUCCUCGCUGACUUGGGUGAUCAACCCGCUGGUCUGAAGGCCCUCGGUUUCGGAAGGGAACAUGUCGAGCAGCUGGUCGAGGGAACGAUCCCGCAAGCGAGAGUGUUGAUGUUGGCGCCGGGGUUGGCGAAGGAGUUGCAGGCGGAGAGGGAGCAGUUGGGACGGCUGUUUGAGAGUGCUUUGGAGCAUUAG